Messenger RNA from Brienomyrus brachyistius, 6410 nucleotides. It is a transcript of the gene gapvd1, whose product is annotated as GTPase activating protein and VPS9 domains 1. Gene Ontology annotation, biological process: regulation of GTPase activity; vesicle-mediated transport. Gene Ontology annotation, molecular function: small GTPase binding; guanyl-nucleotide exchange factor activity. The transcript has 29 exons. The coding region runs from base 243 to 4706 and encodes 1487 amino acids. Gene Ontology annotation, cellular component: endocytic vesicle; cytosol. Lineage: Eukaryota; Metazoa; Chordata; Actinopteri; Osteoglossiformes; Mormyridae. The record is from RefSeq and is a predicted model, not a curated record.
ACAGUCAGUGCCGUGGAACUGGGUAGUUUCGUUCGAGGGAGGGUUGUCCAGCUAUCGAGUUAGCGGCGGCGAGCGUCGACGAAAUACGCCCGCCGCGUAAAGAUAGCGCCGGUCAAGGGAGCGACCAGGCGGACGCACUAUAGGGAAACUAGUGCGUAAAGGUGCUCGGUAAGCAGCUGGUGUCCUCUGCGGCGUCAGGGAAGCUAACGCAGUCCUUGUCUUCUGUGGUUGAUCCGGCGAAGAUGGUGAAGCCGGACAUCCAGACUCUGGCCCACCACCUGAAGCAGGAGCGGCUGUACGUGGCCUCUGAGAAGCAGCUGAUCCAGCGGCUCAAUGCUGAGGUGCUGAAGACUGCUGAGAAGUUGUACCGUGCAGCCUGGAUCGCCAAACAGCAGCGCAUCAACCUCGAUCGACUCAUCCUCACCAGUGCGGAGGCCUCCCCAGCCGAGUGCUGCCAGCAUGCCAAGGUGCUGGAGGACACGCAGUUUGUGGAUGGCUACAAGACCCUGGGAUUCCAAGAGAGCAUCUAUGGGGAGUUCCUGGGCCGCCUGCGGGAGAACCCGCGGCUGGUGGCCUCCUGCCUGGUGGCCGGUGGGGGGCUGAGCCUGGAGCCCACCCAGAGUGUCAUCCACACGGUGUUCACCUCGCUCUACGGUAACUGCAUCAUGCAGGAGGACGAGAGCUACCUGCUGCAGGUGCUGCGCUACCUGGUGGAGUUCGAGCUGAAGGAGAGCGAGAAUCCGCGCCGCCUGCUGCGCCGGGGCACCUGCGCCUUCAGCAUCCUCUUCCGCCUCUUCUCCGAAGGCUUGUACGCAGCCAAGCUCUUCCUGACGGCCACACUGCACGAGCCCAUCAUGCAGCUGCUGGUGGAGGACGAGGACCACCUGGAGACGGACGCGGCCAAGCUGACGGAGCGCUUCACGCCAGCGCAGCAGGAGCGCCUCUUCGGCGAGAAGGGCUCCGAGAGCUACAGGCGGCGCGUGCAGGCCGCCGUGGAGGCCAACGAGGCCAAGCUGGUGGCGCUGGUCAACAAGUUCAUUGGCUACCUUAAGCAGAACACAUACUGCUUCCCGCACAGCCUGCGCUGGAUUGUGUCGCAGAUGUACAAAACGCUGUCGCGCGUCGAGCGCCUGGAGGUGAGCGAGGUACGCACUAUGUGCACCGACCUGCUGCUCACCUGCUUCAUCUGCCCGGCCAUCGUCAACCCCGAGCAAUACGGCAUCAUCUCGGACGCACCGAUCAACGAGGUGGCCCGCUUCAACCUCAUGCAGGUGGGGCAGCUGUUGCAGCAGUUGGCCAUGGCGGACGCUGAUGAGGGAGACCCACGACGGAAGGGGGGUCUGUCCAAGUUUGAUAAAAGCUGUGUUGCUGCUUUCCUCGACGUUGUGAUUGGUGGGCGCGCUGUGGAGACGCCACCCAUGUCCUCCAUGAACCUUCUGGAAGGCCUGAGCAGAACCGUGGCUUAUAUAACUCAGAACCAACUCUUUUCACUGGUGGACUUUGUACGGAGCGUGAUGAUGGGUGACCAACUCCGGGAGGAGGAGCGGCUGGCUCUGGAGACCCUGCUGGCCAACAUCCCUCAGUCACGUGCGGCCAAGAGCAACAGCCUGGAGCUGACGCCCUCCAACACGCCGCAGCUGUCCCCGGCCACCACGCCGGCCAACCGCAAGAACCGCCUGCAGAUAGGACAGCAGCUGGUGGCCAUCACAUCCUGGGACUCCUCUACCACCGCCCUAUCUGCACACAUUCCUUUAGUCACCCCUUUUGCUUCCCGCAGCCGCAGUCGUACCAACAUCGCCCAGGAGGGGGAGCCAGAGCCCAGCUCACAAGAGUCUCUACAGGAAGUGAUGCCAGAGGAAGUGCUUGUAAUGUCACUGGGCGCCGCCCCCCAAACCGUUCCGGGCAUGAUGUCCGAGAACGAGGUGCUCACACUGCAGCUGGUGGAUGGGGCGCAGGGCGAGGCUCCUGCUGACGACGCCAAGCUCCACGGGAAGCCGGACAAGACGCUGCGCUUCUCCCUCUGCAGCGACAACCUGGAGGGCAUCUCGGAAGGGCCGUCAAACCGCUCUAACUCGGUAUCGUCACUGGACCUGGAGGGCGAGUCAGUGUCGGAACUGGGGGCAGGGCCUCCCGGUGGCAACGGGGCUGAAGCACUACAGCUGCUGGAGCAUGAGCAAGCCACCACUCAGGACAACCUGGACGACAAACUGCGCAAGUUUGAGAUCCGCGACAUGAUGGGCCUGACUGACGACCGGGACAUUUCUGAGACGGUGAGCGAGACUUGGAGCACGGACGUGCUGGGCAGUGACUUCGACCCCAACAUGGACGAGGACCGCCUGCAGGAGAUUGCAGGAGCCGCUGUGGAGAGUAUGCUUGGCAGCCUGCUCUGUCUGCCGGGCUCCGGCUCCGUCCUGCUCGACCCGUACGGAUCCACCAUCUCUGAGACGACGAGCGAGGCCUGGAGCGUGGAGGUCUUACCUAGUGACUCAGAGGCCCCUGACCUGAAGCAGGAGGAGCGCCUGCAAGAGCUGGAGAGCUGCUCUGGGGUGGGCAGUACCUCUGACGACACCGAGGUCAGGGAGGUGAGCUCCCGGCCCAGCACGCCGGGGCUCAGCGUGGUCUCAGGCAUAAGUGCCACAUCCGAGGACAUCCCCAACAAGAUGGAGGACCUGCGCUCCGAGUGCAGCUCCGACUUCGGGGGCAAGGACUCAGUGACGAGCCCGGAUGGGGAGGAGUCGGCUCACGGGGCGCACCAUCUGACGUCCCCGCCUUUGCAGGCUGAGUCCCUCCUUGCUAUGUUCGACCCCCUCGCCUCCGGGGAAGGCUCCUGCACGGGCACCAUCGUGCGGCCCAAGGUGCACCACACCCGCCCAUCCCACCCCCCGCCGGACCCCCCCAUUCCAGAGGCGUGCAUCCCAGGUCAGGAGCCACGCCACACUGGUGCCCCCUUUUGCCCACACAGCCUGGCUCAGCAGGACCAGCGGCACUCGUACCCAGACCGGCUGGUUCGCAGCCGCAGCUCAGACAUCGUCUGCACUGGCCGCCGGCCCACUAGCGACCCGGGUCUCAACCGGCGGGCUGUGCCUGAGGAUCGUGAGCUGGGGCCCGCUGGCUUCGCCCUAGGACCCUCGUCCUCUCCCAGCAAGGACUCUCUGAAAGGAGAGGUGGAGGAGAGGAAAGACAGUGAUGACGAGAAGUCAGACAGGAACCGACCAUGGUGGAAAAAGCGCUUUGUGUCAGCCAUUCCAAAAGUGCUCUAUUGGACUGCGGAAAGCGAAGUCGCAGCGCCUAUCGCUGCUUUCCGGAAGAAGGACAAGCACGAGAAGGAAGAGCUGGGUCCCGAGCGUGCCCCACAAGAUGACCCGCUGCCUCGGCACAGCCGCCAGGCCCAGGAGGCCGAGGACAUCUUGGACAAGUACCGCAACAUUAAGCGCAGCAGCCCAGGUGAUAGCAUGGCGUCCGCCGGGGCCACUUAUGACGGGCAAGAGCCCUGUGGGGGGGAUGGUGAGAGCAUUCACGGCUCCCCCAGGGAGGAGGCCCUCCAGAAUGUCUCUGCGGACGACCUGCCAGAUUCGGCCAGCCAGACGGCCCAGCCGCAGGACUCCAAGUUCUCCUUCAGUGAUGCCAAGAAGAAGCUCCGCCUGGCCCUGUGCUCCGCCGACUCCGUCGUCUUCCCUAUGAUGUCCCCGGCCAGUACGCGCAACGGCCUACCCGACCACACUGACCCCGAAGACAAUGAGAUCGUCUGCUUCCUGAAGGUCCAGCUGGCAGAAGCCAUCAACCUGCAGGAUAAGAACCAGAUGGCCCAGAUCCAGGAGACCACACGCUGCGUCAGCCGAUUGGACACACGCACCUGCCGCAAGCUGCUGGCCGCCAUUGCCGACGACUACAGGAAGCGGGCACCUUACAUCGCCUACCUGACACGCUGCCGGCAGGGCUUGCAGACGUCACAGGCUCAUCUGGAGCGGCUGUUACAGCGGGUACUGCGGGACAAGGAAGUGGCCAACCGCUACUUCACCACUGUGUGUGUGCGGCUGCUCCUCGAGCGUAUGGAGGCCAAGAUGCUCGACUUCAUCCGAGCGUUCCAGGCCUGCACUGCGGCCGAUGACAAGACUGCAGCAGUGGAGGACUUCCUGCGAUACCUGUACGGCGCGAUGGCCCACGACGCCAUCUGGCAAUUCGCCAGUGAGGAGCAGCUGCAGGACGCGCAGAUGGCCAUUGAGCGCAGCGUCAUGAACCGCAUAUUCAAGCUGGCCUUCUACCCCAACCAGGACGGGGACAUCCUGAGAGACCAACUCUUGCAGGAACACAUCCAGAGGCUCUCCAAAGUCGUGACAGCCAAUCACAAGGCUCUGCAGAUACCAGAGGUGUACCUGAAGGAGGCGCCGUGGCCCUCGGCACAGGCCGAGAUCCGCACUAUCAGCGCCUACAAGACGCCGCGCGACAAGGUGCAGUGCAUCCUACGCAUGUGCUCCACCAUCAUGAACCUACUGAGCCUGGCCAACGAGGACGCCGUGCCCGGUGCCGACGACUUUGUCCCCGUGCUCGUCUUUGUCCUGAUCAAGGCCAACCCACCCUGCCUGCUCUCCACCAUCCAGUACAUCAGUAACUUCUACGCCAGCCGGCUCAGUGGGGAGGAGAGCUACUGGUGGAUGCAGUUCACGGCCGCUGUGGAGUUCAUCAAGACCAUCGACGACCGCAAGUGAGGCGGGGUGGCUGGGGCAGCUCCGUGACUGUCCCCCUGCCUGCCCCCUCCCUCCGUGACUGUCCCCCUGCCUGCCCCCUCCCUCUGUAUAGCUGUACAUAGAGCAUAGAGGACAGCAGACCUGACCCGCCCCGAGCCUGCCGAGGCUUGGAUCACCUGGAAACACCAAAACGGCUUCUCAACCAGAAACUGAAUUCCUGUCUUUUUUUUUAAUUGCCCAUUUCUCUGACACUGACCAGCGGGUCUCUGCUUUUCAGAAUUUUAUAUAUAUUUAAACACUUAGAAAUAAUGAUACAUAGACACCGAUCAGACAGGUGGAAAAGGGACCAGAGUGACAGUGUGCUCUUGGGCGUGCGCUGGCAUGGGGGCGUACCUGCAGGGGUGGGUGCUGCUCCGGCCCGUCAUAGACCUACCGGACCCAGCAGGUAGAUUCCAGGUGUCCCCGGCUUUUACCUGAAGGGUUUAUUUCGGCAUUCCUGGACAGUUUCCUGCGAGUCGCGCCUUAGGAAUACGCAAACUGGUUAAGCUCACCUCAUACUGUUUGUAUUGCUGACUUGCAGCUGGCUUGCUGGGUGGCUCUCUGCUUGACGCUGUUUCCACCAGUUUAUCCUGCCUGGUCUUGAGAUCGAUGGCGGGAUGGAGAGGACAAGGGAUGGUUUGCCGUGGUUUAGGAUGAGACCAGAUCCUGUGAAUUAUGAGGGACAAUCACAUCUCGCAGGUUCCAGAUUUUCCAAAGCUCCCUGAUUGGUCAGGUGUCAUGAUCCUCCCCUCCCCCCCCCUCACUUCACACCCUAGAAGCAGUGCCCAGUGCCUUGGGAUGCGUGUGCCAGUUAUAGGACACGGAGCAGCUCACUGCCCCACCGAGCAGGAGGGGGUUUACCAACUGGAUUGAAGGACCUCGGUCAACAACCCCCCCCCCUCACCACACCCUUCUGUUUACCUUGCCACCAAAGACACCCCUCCCACUUUGAAUCCCCCUGGGUCAUUUAAGCCUCCCAGCCCCCCACUGUUUUUGGCAAACUAGCCUCCAUUUUUCUUUUGUAACAAACACUCUGUCUUUCAGUGUUACAACUCCAGUUUUAAGUGUGCAGUUAGAUGGUGGAAUUCUUUUGGGGAAACAUGAGGAUGAUCAUUUUAAUAAAUGUAAGAAGAAUUCGCUUUAAGGUCAGCUGAAGUCCGGCCGCUGGGUUUGUUCCUCUCAUUGCGGUCGAGUCUCGUCUCAAACAAAUGGGUCAAUGCGUGUCGUGUAAGGCUGUCUCUCUCUCUGUCUGUCCCUCUCUGUCUGUUUCUCUCUCUCUCUCUCUCUCCCUCCCCCUCUGUCUGGCCAACGCGGAGAGCCCCCAUAACGGCGUGCGCUGAUGCGGGAUGUAAAUAUCUAGGCAUGCAGACACUGAUCUGAUUAAAGCUCCACCUCCUUGCAGGUGUCAGAGAGGGACUGUUAACUCAUGUAUGUUGUUGGGCUUUUUUGGGGGGAAGCGACUUUCCUAAAAACGUUCUCAUCUUCCCUGCAGUCAGAGGAAAGUGCUUGAUGAUGGCAGGUGUCACAGGGUCCCCGGUCCAGCGAUGGGUUCUGGCCUGGUUCUGGCUGCAGAUAGAGGAAUGUUCUGUUUAUGUGCACUUUUGCUAAUGGCUAAGUAUUGUAUGUCCCUGAUUGUGUUCUAUAAAUGCUUUUCUCCAUUGUAUUAAAAUAUAACAAAAACUCUAA